Molecule: messenger RNA, 327 nt
Organism: Drosophila suzukii
Lineage: Eukaryota; Metazoa; Arthropoda; Insecta; Diptera; Drosophilidae
Source: RefSeq, a predicted model, not a curated record
AUGAGGUUUCUUUUUUGCCUGUGCCUUUUGGCCAUAUGCGCACAUGCAUUACCUUUAGAUGGAACAGUGGGUUCUAUUUUUUGCAUUUUGUGGCCGCACAAGUAUCCCCCUGGAUUUACCCCGGUAAUGAUGGGGUUGGAUACCGUAUAAACCCUAACUCCCUGCACUCGAGAGCGAACCCCAACAACCUUCUACUUCGAUUCCAGUGACGAAUGCUCGAAGAAGUGCUCUGGACAUUGUGCAGUUUGCAAUGCAACAUGUAUCUUUGGGAACCGAUGUGUUUGCGGGACAGCUACUUACUGUGUUUACGAAUACAACCAACAUUAA